This is a messenger RNA of Pseudopipra pipra, 740 nucleotides long. It is a transcript of the gene OVCA2, whose product is annotated as OVCA2 serine hydrolase domain containing. The transcript has a single exon. Gene Ontology annotation, biological process: response to retinoic acid. Gene Ontology annotation, molecular function: hydrolase activity. Gene Ontology annotation, cellular component: cytoplasm; nucleus. Lineage: Eukaryota; Metazoa; Chordata; Aves; Passeriformes; Pipridae. The record is from RefSeq and is a predicted model, not a curated record. Bases 1 to 708 code for a protein of 235 amino acids.
AUGGCGGCGGAGGCGCGGCCGCUGCGGCUGUUGGCGCUGCACGGGUACCGGCAGAGCGCCCGCCGCCUCCGCCAGCGCACCGGCGCGCUCCGCAAGGCACUGCGCGGCCGCGCAGAGCUGCUUCCCAUCGACGCUCCGCACCCCGUGUCCUCCGCCGCCGCCCAGGACGACCCCGACGGGGACGACCCGCCCCGCGGCUGGUGGUUCUCGGGGCCCGGCACGUUCGAGGCGGGCGAGGCGGCGGCGGCGCCGGAGGGGCUGGAGGAGUCUCUGUCGGCCGUGGCGGCGGCGCUGGCGGAGCAGGGACCGUUCGACGGGCUGCUGGGGUUCAGCCAGGGCGCGGCGCUGGCCGCCAUGGUGUGCGCGCUGCGGGCCCGCGGCGACCCGCGCUUCCCCGUGGCCUUCGCCGUGCUGGUGGCCGGGUUCGCCAGCCGCGCCCCGGCGCACGGGCACUUCUACCGCGACCCCAUCGCCCUGCCCACGCUGCACGUCGUGGGGGACACGGACGCCGUGAUCGCGGCCCCGCUCAGCAUGGAGCUGGCCCGAUGCUUCGUGGAACCGGUGGUGCUCACCCACCCCGGCGGACACUUCAUCCCCGUGGCUGCAGCGCAGAAGAAAGCCUACCUGGAAUUCUUGGAAGGCUUCCGACCCGGGCAGGGGCAGGCCAAGCCCUCAGGCACUGGGGAGGUUUCAGAACGGUCUGUGUAAUGAAGGGGGCUCUGGUGAGCCAUGUGUGGACA